AUGAAGACGAUGUCAGCUACCUCAAGUCAGAACUUAGGAAAGAUCCUCAGCUUCUUGGACCUUGAACGAAAGACAACUGAGGUGCCCUUUGUACGCUGUCGCAUCAAGCCGCGGCUGGCUCAGCGCACGACGCGGACGUUGUCGAGUGGAUGGUCAAUCCUGGAGCUCUCGUGCUCCGCCUCAUUGUCGAGAAGAGCCCAAGAAAAAAAGAUCUAUGGACUUGAACACGCCAACGCUCCACACGAAGGAGACAAUCGCUCCUCUGGCUCUCAAGAAUGGACAUCGCGACUUGUACGAGAACCUCUGUUCGCUUGGAGUAGACUUGACGAACGAGAUAGCAAAGGGGAGGCUGUGCGGGCGGUGAGAACGGAGCAAUCGUGGCCACGUGAGGUAGCGAGAGAGGCGGCAAGUACUCAGCAAGUGGAAGCUACGGACAAGAGCUCGGUAGCGUAUAGAAACAGUCAGCGUCCCGCACAUCGUAAGCGAACUGCGUUUAUCCAACGCGGCGCAGCGCUUCAAAGAGCUGGAAAAGGCCACGAGAGCUCGACAAGGAAGAAGAAACGCAAGAGCGGCGAAGCUUCUGCAACGUCUGCCGCAGCAGAAAUGCCCAACUUAAUUGAAACUUUGUUCCUUGGAGCAAAAACGACGUCGAAUAACGCCGAUGUUUCACUCGCGAACACUUCGGCCACAUUCGCUCGCUUGCGACCUCAAUAUCCUUGGUGA
Messenger RNA from Phytophthora infestans T30-4, 723 nucleotides. RefSeq lists its product as uncharacterized. The record is from RefSeq and is a predicted model, not a curated record. The transcript has 2 exons. Bases 1 to 723 code for a protein of 240 amino acids. Lineage: Eukaryota; Oomycota; Peronosporomycetes; Peronosporales; Peronosporaceae.